AUGGAAGUCACCAACCAGAAUGAAGAAAAGUCCUUUGAUGUGAAGGAUUCGGAUUGCACUAAGGAAUUUCUCAACUUGAUCAACGCUUGUCGCCUCACUUUUCUCUCCGCCAAUUCGGCAGGAGGCAAGGGCGGUGUUGCAGGCUGGUAUUGGCGAAUCGACCCCAACGCAGGCAAAUGCUAG
Molecule: messenger RNA, 183 nt
Organism: Fusarium sp. VM40
Lineage: Eukaryota; Fungi; Ascomycota; Sordariomycetes; Hypocreales; Nectriaceae
Source: the annotation of a GenBank genome assembly